Messenger RNA from Patiria miniata (bat star), 3497 nucleotides. RefSeq names its product hsc70-interacting protein-like. The record is from RefSeq and is a predicted model, not a curated record. Lineage: Eukaryota; Metazoa; Echinodermata; Asteroidea; Valvatida; Asterinidae. Gene Ontology annotation, molecular function: Hsp70 protein binding; protein dimerization activity. The transcript has 8 exons. Bases 171 to 1499 code for a protein of 442 amino acids.
CCAUGUGCGACCCAAACGAAAAGAACCACCUAGCUAUUGAGAAAAUGUCACGGUAACUUCUACAGGGCUACUGUAGUUUGGUGACUGUAGGUUGGUGGACGUACUUGGUAUCUUUUGUGUUCAUUUUUCGCUUCAAAGCUAGGCGAAACUGUUCCAGAAUUUGUCUAGAAAUGGACCAGGCGAGUUUGGACCAGUUGAAGGCCUUUGUGCAGCUAUGCAAGGCAAACCCAACCGUUCUGCAUUCUCCACAGCUUGCUUUCUACAGAGAGUAUCUGCAAAGCCUUGGUGCAAACCUUCCCACCCCUCCUCCGCCCACAGAAAAGCCCACUUCAACCGCCAGUGAUGAAAGCAAGCCGGCAGAUGCACCACCUGUGCCGGAACCGGAACCGGAACCGGAACCAGCCAUGGAAUCAGAACCGGAACCAGCCAUGGAAGCGGAACCGGAACCGGAACCGGAACCAGAACGGGAACCAAGCAGUGAGGAGAGUGAUUUGGAGCUAGACAUGGAAGGGGUGAUAGAAGGUGACACAGACGAGCCCCAGCACAUGGGGGAUGACUCACUGGAUGUGACAGACGAGAUGAUGGAGGAAGCAUCAGACAAGCGAUCCCUCGCCAUGGCGGCCGUCGGCGACGGCAACUUCGACGAAGCCAUUAAGCUGUUCACAGAAGCUAUCGAGAAGAACCCCCACUCAGCGCUGCUGUAUGCCAAGAGAGCAGGUGUCUACAUCAAACUCAAGAAGCCCAACGCGGCAAUCCGUGACAGCGACAAGGCCAUCAAGCUCAACCCGGACUCCGCCCAGGGGUACAAGUGGAAGGGUAUCGCGCAUCGGUUACUGGGCCAAUGGGAGCUUGCGGCUAAGAACCUACAGAGCGCUUGCAAGCUGGACUUUGAUGAGGUGGCUUAUUCUACGCUGAAGGAGGUGGAACCAAACGCCAAACUAAUUGCGGAACACAAACGGAAGUAUGAGCGAAAGCGAGAAGAGAAAGACCUCAAUGAGAGGCGGGAGCGAGUCAAGAAGGCCAAGGAAGCUCAGGAAAAAGCUAGAAAGGAAGAGGAAGAGCGUCGAAAGAACAGGGGUCCCACUGGAAUGCCAGGUGGUUUUCCGGGCGGUUUUCCCGGAGGGAUGCCGGGCGGUUUUCCAGGAGCGAUGCCGGGUGGUUUUCCAGGAGGGAUGCCGGGCGGUUUUCCCGGAGGAGCUGGUGGAAUGGGAGGAGGAAUGGGAGAGGGAAUGGGCGGUGGCGGUGCCGCUGGAAUGCCGGGCGGUAUCAACCUGAAUGACCUGCAGGGAUUCAUGCAGGACCCGGAGAUUAUGGCUGCUUUCCAGGAUCCUGAAGUCAUGGCGGCAUUCAGCGACGUCAGUCAACACCCAGAGAACAUCAAGAAUUAUCAGAGUAACCCCAAGAUAGCCAACCUCAUCGCCAAGAUGCAGUCUAGUUUCAGCGCGGGGAAGGACGGUCCUGAGCCCCCUCAACCUCCACCAGAGGGGGACGUAGACUAAGUAGUUAUCAAACACAAACUCUAUUUUGUGGUUGUGGUAAGAAUGUGAUUACGUUGGACUUGAAACGGAAUUUGCUUUGUGUAAUGUUCUGAUAGCAGUCUGCUACUCCUUUGAAGUGUGCCUACUCGUACCCGCCAUAUCCCAAGCAGUGUUUUGUAACACAUGGCGUGUUUAUGCACAAAUGUAAUACGAGUUCAGCUUUUUGGGGUCUGAAAACAUCUUGAAAUAAAGGCAUUUAAAUCUAAAAACAAGUUUUGCAUGGUUGGGAUGCUCAAUGUUGCUGUGCUCCUAUAAUUGUCCCUCUUCUUAAUUUUUUUUCAAAAUGUUUCAACAUUUGGCUGAAAAUGUUGACAAAGCUUCAAAAUCAACUGCUUCUUUAAAGAAACUUGAACCUUCAAAAAGGUCAUCUUUAAAACAAAAACCCUAAAAAAAAUCCAAAACCAGCAUUGUGUCUGGUAUAAAGAUUUUCAGUUUUUAUGCAGUGCAUUGUAUGAGAAAAUCCUGUAUUCUUUUAAAUUAUGCAAAGUGGUGUGUUUUGGGUUUUGUGUUUUGUAUUUGCCUACAAACUGGCACACUUCUAGGAGUUAAAUCGACUUCAGAGCUUGAUUUACUUGGAAUGAUAUUGAAAAUUGGAUUAAAGUUGAAGGUGAAUAUAUAAAAAUUAGGGGGUUAAACAUUACGCGCUUAAGAUUAUAGUGUAUUGAAUGCUUAUUUAAUUUUUUUUUUUUUAAUUUUGUCACACAGUUGAUGGAAAGUGUUAAAGGCUGUAAUUUUUUUGUAUGUCAUGCAGAAUUGCUUACAAAAUGAAAAGUCGAGAGAAAGUAUGUGCAUGAUGCGUAAAAAUAUCAAAUAAAAAAAAAUUGUUCAAAUUUAUUCCACUAAUGUUAUUGGAGGUGUUCCAGUAAUAUCAUAUUUUUUUUUUCUUCAAAAAUCACUCAUCAACAUUCUUUAAACUGUUUCUUAAAUAAUCUCUGAAUAAACUAACAGCAAUUUUAAUCGUAUCCUACCGCUGAUUCAAAUAUAAUCAUGAUUGUUUCAUAUACAAAUAAUAUUUCGUUUAGUACUUUUUUUGGUUUUUGUUUUUGUUUUAUCUGUGAGAAUUAAUUGCUUCAGCCUUUCAUUUUAAUGCUAGGUUGUCAGCAUUUCAUUCAAUAAUUGUUGUUGCGGGUUAUCCAACUGAAGUAUUUUGUUGUAAAUAUUAAACAAAAUAAUUGGUUGUUAUUGUCUUCAACAUGUUAAUAAUUGUCGCAUGAUAAUCAAGAAAGAAGAAAAAAUAAAUCACCAUUUUUUAAUCUCUUGUUCUCUAGUAGCGAUUAGAUAAUGAUACACUGAACAUAAUGGUAGUUUAGCAUUUUUUUAGGGGGGGGGGGUGUCACAAAUGAAAGUUUUCUUAAUCCUAACCCUACUAAUUCCAUAAAAAAAACAACCCAUAUUGGGGAAUUUUGAUGGACAUGGUCUUACAGACUGCAGCUAGUUUGACAAAAUGUUGAUGGAGUAUGAUGGACUUGGGCCGGGAGGGCUGAAGCAGUGCUGGUGGAAUCUGACGGAUUUGGUCCAGUGUGGACGUAUUGUAAGCAAUGUGUACCAAGUCCAUCAAAAUCCAUCACCACCAGUGGUGGAUUUCAAUGGAUUUGGUCCUGAAGCACUAUGUGAAUCAGAGUGAGUGAUGGAUUUUGAUGGACUUGGUCUUCUACUUAAAUACCGGUAGUAAAACAAAGGGAGUUAGUAUAAGGGAGGUUUUUGUUACUUCCAUUUUUUCCAUUUGUUCCUGCAUUUUGCAGAAGAUUCCAUUUCGUUUAGUUGUCCAAAUGAUAAUUGUUUUCUGCAAUGUUAAUUUUACAUCUUAUCUACAUCUCCUACAGUUUUUUUGAGAAGCCUAUUGCUUGAUCAUUUUGUAUCAAAAUUGAAUAUCAGUUAGGUGGAGAUUGUACAAAUAUAAAGAGGCGAAUAUUGACAGCAAUGUUUUACAAUUAAACAGACCAGUCACCACAGAAAUUA